CAGCAGCUGGCGGAGGUGUGUUAGUCAUGACGCAACCAUACUCAUGGUUCGUUUACCUAUAUAAGUGGAAUAUUUCGUGUACAGUUUACAUAGACAUUGCUUCUAUAUACAAGAGUUAGCCUACGAACUCUAAGUGACAAGAUAGAAAGAGAACAUUGUUCUAUAUAUGUUGCAAAUUUCAAGGACAGAAAUAGACAACUUAAGUUGGUACGGAAUUUCUCCUCUACGGUGGCACAGGCUAAGCUGACCUUACACGGGUUUGCAAUCACAUCAUUCCAAAGAGUGGCUCAAACAUCUGUUGAAUUCGUAAUAACACUGGAGUUUUGAUCACCAUGUCAAACACUGGUGGCAGCAGUCUCACUCACCAUGAAGGCAGCCAAGCUGGUGUAUCACGACCAGAGAAGGAAUGGGAUAAGUUGGAAUCCAGGAUGAAAAAUGAGGAGAGAACCAUCAUAAUUGAUAAGCGUUUCCACGGAGCCAUCAUUGGUACUAGAGGUGUCAAUAUCAAGGAGAUCACAAGCACCUUUAACAAAGUUCGAAUCUCCUUCCCUGAGCGAGAUAAACUGUCAGACAUUGUAAAAAUCAUUGGUCCAAAGAAUGAUGUUGACCAGUGCUUUAAACUCCUGAAUAAAAUGUUAAAAGAGCUUCACAAAACGAAUUACCAGGUUAAAGUGUCUAUCCCCCACAAGUUCCACAAGUUCAUCAUUGGCAAAGGUGGUGCAAAUAUCAACAAGAUCAGAAGACAAACUAACACACGCAUUCAACUGCCUUCAGGAGGUCAAAAGAGUGAUGGCAUCAUCAUCACAGGUAAAAAGGAGAACUGUGAUAAGGCUCGUGACUGUAUUCAGAAAAUCCACGAAAAGUUGGUUUUUUUAAAAGGAGCUAAAGAGAAUGGUCAAGUAUCUAAGGCUAGGAUCCAGCAGAGGGCGAAUGAUAAUGAGACGGUGAACUUAAAAGUAUAUAUUCCACAAAAAUAUCUUGGUAUUGUGCUGGGUGCCUGGGGCAGUAAGAAGCAGGAAUUCAAUUCAAAGUUUAAAGUAUAUAUCAACUUCCCUAAAAAUGACAGUGGAUCUCUUGUUAAUUGUCAGGAAAAUCAAGGACAACUCAGUGGCAAGGUGAAUAAAAAGACAACAGUUAGACCUCUAAACAUUGUACACAUUAUGGGCAGAAAAAACAGAUGUGAGGUUGCCCGUAAGGCCCUAUUGAGCCUAGUGCCAGUUACAAUCAAAGAGAACAUCGCCUUCAGACACCACUGCUUCAUAGCUGGAAAAGAGGGAGAACAGAUCAAAAAGAUGAAAGCAAAAUACAAGGUGCAUGUUGACGUUCCUCCAGCAGAGGAGCAGAGUGAUAUUAUUAAGAUUACUGGCUUACCAGCCAACAUUGAGCGAGUGCGGGAAGCUCUGAGGGAAAAAGUGCGUCAGCUAGAAGUGAAAGAGAUGCAGGUUGAAAUGGAUCCUGAAUAUUAUCCCAAAAUCAUUUGGAUGAAAAGUGCUGUUAUCUCUAAUCUCAUGGAUAAAUUUAAUGUCAGUAUUCAGUUUCCUCCUCGCGGCGAUGUAACGAAAAAGAGCAUCACCAUCACUGGAUGUGAGGAAAAUGUAGAGGAAGCAAAAGCUGCUAUCAGUGAAAAAAUUAAUAAAAUGGUGAAGGACACUGUUGAAAUUGAUAGUGGAAUGCAAUUUCGUCCUCUAGUAACCGUGAAGUUCAAG
Molecule: messenger RNA, 1706 nt
Organism: Cherax quadricarinatus
Lineage: Eukaryota; Metazoa; Arthropoda; Malacostraca; Decapoda; Parastacidae
Source: RefSeq, a predicted model, not a curated record